CAGGGGUUGUCGCUGCUCUCCUGCCCCGCAGGGGCGCCCGCCGGGUCCCGCGCUGCGCAGAUACGGGAUCAGGUCGCAGACGCCGGCCGUUCAGCCCAGCCGCCGCGCAGGCCUAGCGAGCUCACCUCUCAAUGCAGUCAUGAGUGGGACAACAUCACCUCCACCCCUCAGUCCCCACCAGGAUCAACCCUGAGACUUCUUGGUGGCCCCAUCAGAGUCCCGCCUCUACCCACAACCCUCCUGUGCUCCAUCACUUGCUCACCUUUCCGUUUCCUAGUUUCUAUUCCCACAGUCCCCAGCCCUUACAAACCCUUCCUCUUUGUCCAUCCCCAGAGGAGACCUCAUUUUUCUUCUCCCUCUGGUGACUUCACAUAGCUCUCUGUUUCCUGCUGGGGUCCUGGCAGAUGCCAGCACUCCAGGUUGCAUAUUCCCAACUCUGUGUCUUAUCUCAAUGAUCCCUGUGCUGUUUCCUGAUUCUUCUGGAAGGUUCCAUCCCAUUGGUUCUUCCUCAUGUCCUCGUCUACUUCCUAAGACCCGAUAAACACACCUCUUGUAUCUUCAUCUCCUCCAUAAACACUGCCUUCACCUGUUUUGUUUUGUUUUUCUCCGGUGCCACCAUCUUUAUAUUCUGAUUGCGUGUACAGACACCCUUAUUGAUACUAGUCCCACCUCUUACCCUACUUCCAGCCUUCCUUGAUGCUCUUUCUCUCAAGUUCUCCUUUUGCUUAGCCGGCCACAAAGCAAGCCCAGACUCAGUCCUCCUGAACUGUCUCCUGCGAUGUUCCCCUGAGCCUCCGAAGAGGGGGCUCAGGGGGCCCCAUGGCCUCCCGCCCCCCGUGGCCCUGUAGCCCCAGCGGGCCAGGGGAAGCACCUGGGAAGCCCCAGCGCCCAGCAUGGGCAAUCGCACGUGGGAGGGUUGCCAUGUGGACUCACGAGUGGACCACCUCUUCCCGCCGUCCCUCUACAUCUUCGUCAUCGGGGUGGGGCUGCCCACCAACUGCCUGGCCCUGUGGGCGGCCUACCGCCAGGUGCGCCAGCACAACGAGCUGGGCGUCUACCUGAUGAACCUGAGCAUCGCCGACCUGCUGUACAUCUGCACGCUGCCGCUGUGGGUUGACUACUUCCUCCACCACGACAACUGGAUCCACGGCCCCGGCUCCUGCAAACUCUUCGGCUUCAUCUUCUACAGCAACAUCUACAUCAGCAUCGCUUUCCUGUGCUGCAUCUCCGUGGACCGCUACCUGGCGGUGGCCCACCCACUGCGCUUCGCGCGCCUGCGCCGGGUCAAGACCGCCGUGGCGGUGAGCUCCGUGGUCUGGGCCACCGAGCUGGGCGCCAACUCGGCGCCGCUCUUCCACGACGAGCUCUUUCGAGACCGCUACAACCACACUUUCUGCUUCGAGAAGUUCCCCAUGGAGAGCUGGGUCGCCUGGAUGAACGUCUACCGCGUGUUUGUGGGUUUCCUCUUCCCGUGGGCGCUCAUGCUGCUGUGCUACCGCGGCAUCCUGCGGGCCGUGCAGAGCAGUGUGUCCACCGAGCGCCAGGAGAAAGUCAAGAUCAAGCGCCUGGCCCUGAGCCUCAUCGCCAUCGUGCUGGUCUGCUUCGCGCCCUACCACGCCCUCCUGCUGUCUCGCAGCGCUGUCUACCUGGGCCGGCCCUGGGACUGUGGCUUCGAGGAGCGAGUCUUCUCCGCCUACCACAGCUCCCUGGCCUUCACCAGCCUCAACUGCGUGGCCGACCCCAUCCUCUACUGCCUGGUCAACGAGGGAGCCCGCGGCGAUGUGACCAAGGCCCUACACAACCUCCUCCGCUUCCUGGCCAGCGACAAGCCUCAGGAGAUGGCCAACGCCUCGCUCACCCUGGAGACACCCUUGACCUCCAAGAGGAGCGCCACCGGCAAGUCCUCAGGGGCUGUCUGGGCAGUGCCUCCGACCGCCCAGGGGGACCAGGUGCCACUGAAGGUGCUGCUGCAGCCAGCACAGUGAGCCCCAUCCCCAACCUGGCCCCCACCCCGUGUAUGCAAAUGAAUGUAAAUAUGUCCUUGUGAAUAUUCAUAAGAAUACAAGGGGGAAAAUGUGGCUUUUGUGUCUCUCUCAAGCCAUCUUCUUCCACCAUGAUCCCCAAUGACUCGCUAUAACCCACAGGGCCUGAAGGGGAAUGUCACGGCUAGAAGUCUGUCAUCACGGACUCCCAGAUGGAGUCAGCCAUGUGGAGUUUAGGAUGAGGUGAUGAUUCAGUUAACUGGUUUCCAAUAAAGACAGAAGAGUCUGGU
Molecule: messenger RNA, 2272 nt
Organism: Psammomys obesus (fat sand rat)
Lineage: Eukaryota; Metazoa; Chordata; Mammalia; Rodentia; Muridae
Gene: Gpr4
Product: G protein-coupled receptor 4
Exons: 2
Coding region: 894-1985 (363 amino acids)
Biological process (GO): G protein-coupled receptor signaling pathway
Cellular component (GO): membrane
Molecular function (GO): G protein-coupled receptor activity
Source: RefSeq, a predicted model, not a curated record